This is a messenger RNA of Habropoda laboriosa, 1227 nucleotides long. RefSeq names its product putative inositol monophosphatase 3. Gene Ontology annotation, cellular component: endomembrane system. The transcript is spliced from 5 exons. Bases 100 to 1110 code for a protein of 336 amino acids. The record is from RefSeq and is a predicted model, not a curated record. Gene Ontology annotation, biological process: phosphatidylinositol phosphate biosynthetic process. Gene Ontology annotation, molecular function: 3'-nucleotidase activity. Lineage: Eukaryota; Metazoa; Arthropoda; Insecta; Hymenoptera; Apidae.
UUAAAAAUGGCCACGUACCAAACAAUUAAAAUGACUCGGUAUAUAAAAUAAGUCAAAGUCACGUGUAUACGUUAAAUUAAUUUAAGGAAGAAUUUUGUCAUGCAUAUCAGGAUGAGUAUUCGCACGAGGAGAACUGUUUUUUGUGGUAUUGUAAUAUUAUUAAGUGUGUUCUACUUGUACACGAAUGGGACCUUAUAUACAAAUAUACGGGAGAAAAAUAUUUCUUUAAAAUUACUUCUUGCUGCUGCUAUAAGAUCAGCCGAAAUUGGUGGGUUAGAAGUUAGAACAGUUCAUAAUCAAGCUAAAUUUGAAAUAGAGAGUAAAGGAAAAACAAAAGAAGGCAUCAAUGAUCCAGUAACAGAAGCAGACUAUAGAUCACACUGUGCAAUGUAUCACUCUUUACUAGAAGCAUUCCCAAGUAUAACAGUAAUAUCUGAAGAAACAUCAAAAGAUUGUGAUAAAGUUGCAGUGUCAAAUAUAAAGGACUCAAUUAAUAACUUAAAUGAUUAUGACAUUAAAGAUGAAAUUAUAAAUACAAGUGACAUUACAGUUUGGAUUGAUCCUCUUGAUGCAACAAAAGAAUUUACAGAGAAUUUGUUGCAAUAUGUUACAACUAUGGUUUGUGUUGCUGUUAAAGGAAAACCUGUAAUAGGUGUAAUAUAUAAACCAUUUGAAACAAAGCAAAAUUCUAGCUUGUUUUGGACAUGGACUAAUCAUGCAAUUUCAAGAAAUUUGCAAGUGCUACAUAAGUUGGAAGAUGAGAAUGCACCAAUAUUGAUUGUAUCACAAUCACAUGCUGGUCAAAUUAAUAAUGUUACCAAGAUUGCAUUUGGUAAAGAUGUUAAAAUUGUUUCUGCAGCUGGAGCAGGUUACAAAUUUUUAGAAGUUGUAAGUGGAAAUGUAACUGCAUAUGUUCAUAUGACUGCAAUAAAAAAGUGGGACAUUUGUGCAGGCACUGCAAUUCUUACUGCUCUUGGUGGUACAGUUACACAAUUGUUUGACCAACAAUUAAUAAGCUUUGGCCCUACUGAUUCCAAAGUACUUACAUGGGGUCUUUUAGCUACCAUGAGUAAUCAUGCUUGGUAUUUAGACAAAUUUUCAAACAUUUAAUACAAGUGCUAAAUUUUAUUAUGGACUAUCAAAUCAUGUGUUUCAAUGUCAUUCUUCCUAGUAAAGUACCAAGGAAAUCCUUCUGUAAAGGACAUAAAUAUUCUAAAAACUUGUUAC